Messenger RNA from Kluyveromyces marxianus DMKU3-1042, 1686 nucleotides. RefSeq names its product FAD-binding oxidoreductase (gene DLD1). The record is from RefSeq and is a predicted model, not a curated record. Gene Ontology annotation, biological process: lactate catabolic process. The transcript has a single exon. The coding region runs from base 1 to 1686 and encodes 561 amino acids. NCBI's taxonomy places the organism in Eukaryota, Fungi, Ascomycota, Saccharomycetes, Saccharomycetales, Saccharomycetaceae. Gene Ontology annotation, cellular component: mitochondrion. Gene Ontology annotation, molecular function: D-lactate dehydrogenase (cytochrome) activity; FAD binding; D-lactate dehydrogenase (NAD+) activity.
AUGUCUAGCGCAUAUCGCGCUCAUGCGAAAAAGUCAAGGUCUACACUAUAUACUGGAGCUGCAAUUGUGGGUACUGGUGGUGUGGCUGGGUACCUUGGGUAUUUAUAUGCGAGUGCGAGUGGGAAAGGUGACUCAAAAGUUUUGUUUCCAUUGGGUUCGAAGACCAAGCUGCAAGAUUUGGAUUCGCCGGUGUAUCUAGAUCCUGAGUUUGACCUGGCACAGUUCAGAGAACGUCUUGGACAGAUUGUUCGGGAACAAGAUAUCUCGUUCAAAAAAACUGACAUCGACGACCACUCGUUCAAUAACUACACGUUGCAUAAGCCCAAGGACAAUGAGAGGCCAUAUGUGAUUGUGUUCCCGCAGGACACCGACCAUGUGUCGGAAAUCAUGAAGUUGUGCUAUGAGUUCAAGGUUCCCGUGAUCCCAUUCGCCGGUGGUACCUCUAUCGAGGGGCAAUUUGUUUCGACUAGGAACAUAAAGGACAGUGCUGCUGCAUCUGAGGAGCAGAACAACACGGUCACCUUGGUGCUGGACUUUAACAAGUACAUGAAUAAAGUCAUCAAAAUCAACGUUGACGAUUUGGACUGUGUGGUACAGCCUGGUGUUGUUGCUAAGCAGCUGAAUGACGAGCACCUGAAUCAGCUUGGUCUGAUGUUUGGACCCGACGGUGCGCCGGGAUGCGAGAUCGGAGGGCAAAUUGGAACCUCGUGCUCCGGAACCAACGCCUACAGGUACGGGACGAUGAAGGAAAACGUUGUGAACAUGACAGUUGUCCUCGCAGACGGAACAAUCAUCAAGACUCGACAAAGACCAAAGAAAUCGUCUAACGGUUACAAUCUUACUGGUCUGUUUAUCGGAUCUGAGGGUACCCUUGGCGUGGUAACAGAAGCAACAGUGAAGUUACACGUCAAACCAAUAUACGAAACGAUCAGCAUUGUAAGCUUUGAAGACCUAUCCAAGGCCUCGCAUUUAGUGCAACUUCUAACGAAAAAAGGUAUAUUGGGAAUAAACGCUAUCGAGUUGCUAGAUGGUAACAUGAUGAAAGCUAUCAACUUUAGCGGGCAAACUUCAAGAAAGUGGAAAGAGCAGCCAACACUGCUCUUCAAACUGGGAUCGCAUAAUAAAAAGAUCCUGAAGGAAGUCGUCAAUGAUAUCAAAAAACUCUCGAAAGAUGCCCAAUGCACAUCCUGUGAGUUCGCAGAAACACAUGAACAGCAAGAGGAGCUGUGGUCUGCUAGAAAAGCUAUCUUCUGGUCUUCAAUUGACUAUGGUAGACACCUGUUUGGGCCAGAUGUCAAAAUAUGGUCGACUGACAUUGCAGUCCCCGUAUCGAAACUGGCGUCAGUCAUAGACGAGACUUUGGAAGAAGUUACCAGUUCCGGUCUGUAUGGAACAAUUGUGGGCCAUGUAGGUGAUGGUAACUUCCACUGCCUGGUUAUGUAUAAUGACACGAACGAAAAGAAAGCCUUGGAGGUCAUAGACAAUAUGAACAUUCGCGCUAUUGCCAAUGAGGGAACAUGUAGUGGUGAGCACGGUAUUGGUACUUCAAAGAGGAAAUUUUUGGCUCUGGAACUUGGUGAUGAUACUAUAUCAGUUAUGAGAAGGAUAAAAAUGGCCCUGGAUCCUUCACGUAUUCUUAACCCAGAUAAGCUCUUUAAAAUCGACCCAUCAGACAAGAACGAUUAG